Molecule: messenger RNA, 351 nt
Organism: Akanthomyces muscarius
Lineage: Eukaryota; Fungi; Ascomycota; Sordariomycetes; Hypocreales; Cordycipitaceae
Exons: 4
Coding region: 1-351 (116 amino acids)
Source: RefSeq, a predicted model, not a curated record
AUGGCCUGCAAAAGGAAGUGCACAAAGAGAUUGCAAUAUCAUCAUAUAUUGUCCGGUUCGGCUUCCAAAAAGAUUGAGUGCCAGCUAUACACUUUAUUGCUUGCACAAAGUCAUCGCGCUCUUUGGCUGAAAAAAACUGCGAUUAGUCCGACCGUAGUGAAGGAGGAUAGUAUUGCCAAUGACCAUUUUAUUCGCGAUGACGCAUGCCUACUUUGCUUAUCAGACGCCGACCUCGAGUUCUCCAGUACCGCAUAUUUUGGCUCGCUUGUAGAUUGCAGCCACCGCAUUGGGGCUGGCUACCGCACUUAUCUGCCAAACGGUAUUCAGGCGCGCCACCCAGGACGGAAAUAG